AUGGAUGAUUAUUUGAAUAUUCCAUCUGAAGAUUCUUCGUUAUACUCAUCCACUGAUACCGAAGAUGAUUAUGAAUCUGAUACACGUUACCAAAUUGAUAGUGAUGACUAUGAAUCAGAUACACAUUAUUGGAGUUCUAAACCAGAAUUCCAUGACAAUUUCAUUUCAUCCAUAAUGAAAGUAAAACGUUUUAUUUGGCUUAUGGGCCACAUCCAUAUAAAUGACAAUAUCUUAGAACCAUCAAGAAAUGAUGAAAAUUAUGAUAAAUUAUACAAAAUAAGACCAUUCAUUGAUAAUAUCCGUUCCUCCUGCUUGAAAUAUUUUCUUCCCUCGGAAUAUCAAGCAAUUGACGAAGGAAUGAUUAGGUUCAAAGGCCGUAUAGGAUUCAGGCAAUAUAUGCCUAAGAAACCUACUAAACGCGGUUUCAAGGUAUGGAUGAGGUGUGAUAAUUCAGGAUAUAUGAAUGAUUUUAAUAUCUAUACUGGGAAAAAUAAAGAGGCUGAAAGUAAUCUAGGUUAUAAUAUUGUAACAAAGUUUUGCGAAGGACUUCAAAAUCAUAAAAUAUUUUUCGAUAAUUAUUUUACGAGUUAUACUCUAUUAUCCGAUUUAAAAAAGAAAGGUAUAUAUGCUACCGGAACAUUAAACAAAAAUAGGAGAUAUUUGCUCAUAAAGAAUAUGGAAACAAAAUUAACAAGAGGUGAGUUUGACUGGAGAAGUGACAAAAAUAUAAGUAUAAUUAAAUGGCGAGAUAAUCGGGAUGUAUUUAUAAUGUCCAAUUAUAUUGAUCCAAGAUCAGUGGAUACUGUGAAGAGGAAAAAUAAAAAAGGGGAAGUAUUUGACGUAAAAUGUCCAAUGAUGAUAAAGAUAUAUGAUAAAUUUAUGGGGUCUGUUGACCAUUUCGACCAUUUAAAGUCUUUAUAUAAAAUCUCGCGAAAGUGGCGAAAAUGGUGGCUGCCAAUAUUCUUUUGGCUGAUUGAUGCGGCAAUUAUCAAUUCAUUCAUAAUCUACAAUAUUCUUACAGAUAAUAAACUCUCAUUGAAAGAAUUCCGAAGACAAAUAAUUGCUAGCGAAUUGGCACACUGUAAAAAUGUUGAUAGGGAUGAUAAUAUUGAGAAUGAUAAUAAUUAUACAUCAAUGCAAAGAAAAAAUAAUAAGCCUUAUAUCCUUCCAGAAAUUAGACUAAAAAACUCAGCUCAUCAACCUCAGACAGGAACCUCCAGAAGGUGUGCCCACUGUAGUACAAAGUUAAAUCCCAGAAGAACAAGGUGGUCGUGCAAAAUGCAACCUACCACUAUGUCUAAUUAA
Gordionus sp. m RMFG-2023 is the source of this 1305-nucleotide messenger RNA. RefSeq names its product piggyBac transposable element-derived protein 3-like. Bases 1 to 1305 code for a protein of 434 amino acids. NCBI's taxonomy places the organism in Eukaryota, Metazoa, Nematomorpha, Gordioida, Chordodea, Parachordodidae. The transcript is spliced from 3 exons. The record is from RefSeq and is a predicted model, not a curated record.